This is a messenger RNA of Ziziphus jujuba (common jujube), 384 nucleotides long. Its product is annotated as lignin-forming anionic peroxidase-like. Gene Ontology annotation, biological process: response to oxidative stress. Gene Ontology annotation, molecular function: peroxidase activity; heme binding. The coding region runs from base 1 to 384 and encodes 127 amino acids. The transcript has a single exon. The record is from RefSeq and is a predicted model, not a curated record. Lineage: Eukaryota; Viridiplantae; Streptophyta; Magnoliopsida; Rosales; Rhamnaceae.
AUGGUUGCACUGUCAGGAUCACAUACAAUUGGACAAGCUCAAUGUGCCACAUUCCGUGACAGAAUUUACAACAAUGAGAGCGAUAUUGAUGGUGGUUUUGCUAGGACUUGGAAACGCGGUUGCCCUGCUAACCAAGGCGAUGGCAAUUCUAAUUUGGCUCCGCUUCAUUUGGUGACACCGAAUCAAUUGGAUAAUAAUUACUUCAAGAACUUGAUUCAGAUGAAGGGUCUUCUUGAAUCUGACCAAGUUCUCUUCAGCGGAGGAUCAACGGACGGCAUUGUAUCAAAUACAGUAAUAACCCCUCAAAAUUUCUGUCUGACUUUGCUUCUGCCAUGGUUAAAAUGGGAGAUAAUGAGCCUCUCACUGGUUCUUCUGGACAGAUAA